AUGGCUCGUACUAAGCAAACCGCUCGCAAGUCUACUGGUGGUAAGGCCCCCCGUAAGCAACUCGCUACCAAGGCUGCCCGUAAGUCUGCUCCCUCCACUGGUGGUGUCAAGAAGCCCCAUCGUUACAGACCCGGUACCGUUGCUCUUCGUGAAAUUCGUCGUUACCAAAAGUCCACUGAGCUCUUGAUCCGCAAGUUGCCUUUCCAACGUCUUGUUCGUGAAAUUGCUCAAGACUUCAAGACCGAUUUGCGUUUCCAAUCCUCCGCCAUUGGUGCUCUUCAAGAAGCUUCUGAAGCCUACCUUGUCUCUCUCUUUGAAGAUACCAACUUGGCUGCCAUCCACGCUAAGCGUGUUACCAUUCAGCCCAAGGAUAUCCAAUUGGCUCGUCGUCUCCGUGGUGAGCGUUCCUAA
Lichtheimia ornata is the source of this 411-nucleotide messenger RNA. Its product is annotated as histone H3. Bases 1 to 411 code for a protein of 136 amino acids. The transcript has a single exon. The record is from RefSeq and is a predicted model, not a curated record. Gene Ontology annotation, cellular component: nucleosome. NCBI's taxonomy places the organism in Eukaryota, Fungi, Mucoromycota, Mucoromycetes, Mucorales, Lichtheimiaceae. Gene Ontology annotation, molecular function: protein heterodimerization activity; DNA binding; structural constituent of chromatin.